AUGGCGAAAGGAAUGUCCCUGGACGUAGAAGACUUUCGGGUCGUGAAACCGACCCACGGUUUUGCUUCUGCUGAAACGGUUAGGGGAAGCGAAUAUGAUCGGGAAAAAGUCGUAGCAGAUAACAUCGGUGCGGGCGACAUCGUCCUUCUGUCACAGAAGACACCAGAUGUUGGCGAGAGUAGCAAGACGCGUGAGCCAUCCAUCAAGUCAUCUGGACCUGUAGAUGAACUGUUGGAUCUUCAUGUGAAAAUAAACUCCGGUAACUCCGUCCAUGGAUUGUCCGCCAGUGUGUUUCCAGACAGCUCGCCUUCUGACGAAGAAGCAGCAAGCGAUAGUGUAACUCAUUUGACUAAGGACAUGUUCCCCAUGUUUGAAGGUGCGGCGACUGAGCGCAAACCGGUGGGGGCGAACCUGGAUAGCCUGAGCGAUGACAAGACGAAGGGCAAAGGUCCCGCGCUAUCUGAAGGUGCAGGACCUAGUGUUCCGUUGGAAGGGAUCCCCGUGUCUAUUGGAUCUGCUGGUGAACUGUUUGAUGGCCUAUUCAUCAACAUUCCGGAUAGUACGUUCAGUAGGGAUGCAGCUCCGGUGGUAGACGAUCCUGAAACCGAGGGUGUGGACAGGACCGCUAAUGUAGUACCCGACGUCUCGUACGAGGGUGACGAGCUAUUUGUUGGCCGAGUUUUAAAAAACAAGGAGGACUGCAAGGUCAAGAUAGCGGUCCAUGCAAUUAACAGGAAGUUCAGCUACCGGAAUGAGAGUUCUAACGGGGAUGUCGUUGUCGUCCGUUGCUUGUCCGACACAUGUCCAUGGAGGGUGUAUGUUGGACGCAUGGAGGAGAGUAACUACUUCCAAAUCAGGACGGCGGUUCUGGCCCAUACCUGUAGUGUUGAGAUACGUGGUCAAUUCCACUGUCAGGCAACGGCUUCCGUGAUAUCAGAGAUAAUGCGUAGUCGUUAUGUGGGUGUAGCGCGAGGACCAAAUCUUGCUGCAGUCCAGCGAGCCAUGCUCGAUCAUCACAGAGUCCGCGUUUCGUACUGGAAAGCUUGGCGUGCACGUGAGCUAGCCAUGGACAGUGCAAAAGGGUCGGCUGCGGCAAGCUACGGGCUCCUGCCAGCAUACUUGCACCUACUAAACGUCUCUAACCCAGGAACAAUCACAGCAAUCGAGACAGAGGUUGACGAGGCAAAGCAAACGCGAUUCAAAUACUGCUUCGUUGCGUUUGGUGGGAGUGUUCGCGGCUUGGAGUUUAUAAGAAAAGUGAUGGUGAUUGACGGAACCCACCUCCGAGACAGCGAGAAUGAUAAGGCGUGGGAGUGGUUCUUUGGGAAGCUGAGACAGAUAGUAUCAGACGAGGACUCUCUGACGUUCGUAUCCGACAUGCAUUCCUCAAUCUAUGCGGGAUUGUACAAGAUGUAUCCAAGGUUAAGCCACGGUGCGUGCAUUGUCCAUCUGCAGAGGAAUGUGGCGGCUAAGUUUAAGCUGAGGGUGCUGGAACCAAUGAUUUCGAAAGCAGCUAGGGCGUACAGGAAAUCAGCUUUCCAUGACGCCUUCACGGAGAUUGAGCUCCUCUCCCCUGCCUGCGCAGAGUACUUGAGAUCCAUUGGGUUUCAUCGCUGGAUUCGUUCUCACUGCGACGGUGACCGCUACAAUAUCAUGACUAGCAACGUGGUAGAGUCACACAACGCGGUCCUAAAAGAAGCCCGCGAGUUACCGAUCGUCUCAACACUCGAGUACAUACGAAGCACUUUGAUGGUUUGGUUUACUAAGCGCAGGGAUAGGGCAUCGAAUCAUUUGUCCGCGGUGACACCAACGGUGUCCGCUAUGAUCCAUACAAACUUCGAGAAGUCAACGGGGUUUACUGUUGUGAAGGUUAACGAUCACAACUACGAAAUUAAGACACCGAUGGGGACAUCGUUCCAUGUUGAUCUGCAGAUGAAGACAUGCACAUGUGAGGAGUGGACUUUGGUGAAGGUUCCUUGCUCACAUGCGGUGGGAGCUUCCAUCCGUGCAGAUCUACCCGUGCACACCCUUUGCGACCCAGCGUAUAGCACGUUUUACUGGAAGUUGGCUUGCCAGCACAGCAUCAACCCAGUCCCGGAUCUCAGCAACCUGUAUCGCGUGCCUGACAAUAUCGCAACCCUGCAAAUACUACCUCCUAAGACACGGAGGCCACCAGGUAGGCCUAAGAUAUCUAGAUACCUGUCUUCUGGAGAGUUUAAGUCUGUCAAGGUUGACAACCUUGACUGGCUGAAGAACUCAGGGGAUUUUCCCUCAUGGAUGGCCACCCCGUUGUUAAUGUAA
Messenger RNA from Microthlaspi erraticum, 2301 nucleotides. NCBI's taxonomy places the organism in Eukaryota, Viridiplantae, Streptophyta, Magnoliopsida, Brassicales, Brassicaceae. The record is from the annotation of a GenBank genome assembly.